This is a messenger RNA of Alternaria postmessia, 1896 nucleotides long. RefSeq lists its product as uncharacterized. Gene Ontology annotation, molecular function: protein binding. The record is from RefSeq and is a predicted model, not a curated record. The transcript has 4 exons. Lineage: Eukaryota; Fungi; Ascomycota; Dothideomycetes; Pleosporales; Pleosporaceae. The coding region runs from base 1 to 1896 and encodes 631 amino acids.
AUGGACUGUUUCAAGGCAGUCUUUGAUACCCGGACGAAAGACUGCCACUCCAAAGAUCUUACUGGCCUGACUUGGGUUGCCAAUGACCGUUUCCAAGUCAUCCAAGCAGAGCAGGUCAACAUCGCUCGUUGCCCUCACAACGAGUGGACUUAUCAUAGAAACCGGAAACAAUACAGCAUCUGUCCAGGAACCGAUAUCCGCGGACCAAGUGAAAAGAUAUGGCAGGGUAUAAGGACUUUCGAUGAUUGCGCCUACCUGUGUGCCAACUGGGCUACGUGCAACGCAGCCGUUUACGACUCGGCAAAGAUGGCUUGCCACAUCAAAGCCGACUCACGGAGUAACACUUUGAUCUGGUCGACCGACAAACGCUACGAUGUGAUGCGUCUAAACGUCGCGCCCGCGCCCGCGAAAGACGGUGAAUGGUCAGAUCUCAUUCGCCUGCCUGUCAUCCCUGUUGCCGCAUAUGUCGUUCCUGAGUAUCCUGUCUCACAACGUCUUCUCGUCUUCUCUAGUUGGGGAGCUGACGCCUUCGGUGGUGCUGGUGGACGAACCCAGUUUGCGGACUACAACUUCAAUACUGGAGCUGUUUCGGCCCGUACAGUCAGCAACACUCACCACGACAUGUUCUGUCCUGCAAUGAGCAGUCUUCAAGAUGGCCAGCUCUUGAUUCAAGGAGGGUCAGAUGCUUCUGCAGCCAGUCUCUACGAUCCAGCUUCGAAUGCUUUCACUCGCGCCCCCGACAUGAAGAUGGCCCGUGGCUACCAAUCAUCCACGACGACAUCCGACAAUCGCGUGUUCACCAUCGGAGGUGCCUACUCUGGUCCCCGCAAGGGAAAAGACGGCGAGGUUUACGAUCCCUCCACCAACACCUGGACAGCAUUGCCAAACGCAAGGAUGAAGGCUAUGCUCACGACCGAUCAUGAAGGAAUCUGGCGCGAAGACAACCAUGCGUGGUUGUUUGGUUGGAAGAACGCUUCUGUUUUCCAAGCCGGUCCUAGCAAAGCUAUGAACUGGUAUGGCACAAAGGGAACCGGAUCGCAAGUCGCCGCUGGUAUACGUGACCCAAUUGAUGACGCGAUGUGCGGUAUCUUUGUCAUGUACGAUGCCGUCGCCGGCAAGAUCUUCAGUGCUGGUGGUGCUCCUGACUACACAGACUCAGAUGCCAACGCCAGGGCCCACAUCACUACCAUUGACGAGCCGAACUCUCCUGCAAGGGUUGAGCGUGUCGCGGAUAUGACCUAUCCUCGCGGUUUCUCCAAUGCGGUCGUUUUGCCUGACGGAACGGUCCUUGUAAGUGGUGGCCAAAAACGAUCGAAGGUGUUCACAGAUGACGAUGGAGCUCUCUACCCGGAACUUUUCGACCCAGCCACAAAGUCCUGGAAGGUCCUUGCCCCACAGGCCGUACCUCGCAACUAUCACUCGGUUAGUAUCUUGCUAGCCGACGGACGUGUCUUCAGCGGUGGUGGCGGUCUCUGCUACGUCGCCCAGGGAGUCGGCCGCAGCUCCGCCAAUUGCAACAAACUCGUCGACCACGCCGAUGGCCAAAUCUUCUCGCCGCCGUACCUGUUCAAUACUGACGGAACUCCCGCAACACGUCCUGUCAUUCGCUCUUUAAGCGCAGAAAGCGUCAAAGUUGGAGGCGAGCUGACUAUCCAAGUCGAGACCUCAGAACCAGGUCUCAAGUUCACCCUGGUUCGCAUCGGCAGCGUCACACACUCAGUCAACACCGACCAGCGACGAGUGCCACUCUCAAACAUCAAGGGCGAGGGAUGCACGUACACCGCUACAUUGCCCAAUGACAGCGGUAUUCUUAUUCCAGGCUCCUACUACGUCUUUGUCAUCUCAAAGGAGGGUGUUCCUAGCAUUGCUAGGACCGUGCAGAUCGUACUGCCAUGA